AUUCUGACCCCGCCCAUUUUCCAAGCGCUUCCGCUCCCUGAGUGCUGACGAAUCAGUACAGAGAUUUCUCUGACGGUGGCUGAGGAGGGUCAUUCAGUGUGAGACGUGUCUCUACUGUUCAUUCUCUCUCCGAUACCGGCCAUGGCUCCGAAAGGUGGUAACAAGCAGCAGUCCGAGGAAGAUCUGCUUUUGCAGGAUUUCAGCCGCAACCUGUCGGCUAAAUCUUCAGCGCUUUUCUACGGCAAUGCUUUCAUCGUGUCUGCUAUCCCCAUUUGGCUGUAUUGGAGAAUAUGGCACAUGGAUCUGGUGCAGUCGGCUGUGCUAUAUACAGUAAUGACGCUGGUCAGCACCUACCUUGUGGCUUUUGCAUACAAGAAUGUUAAAUUUGUCCUCAAACACAAGGUGGCGCAGAAACGCGAAGAUGCUGUUUCUAGAGAAGUGACCCGAAAACUUUCGGAAGCAGACAACAGGAAGAUGUCCAGGAAGGAAAAGGAUGAAAGGAUCCUUUGGAAGAAAAAUGAAGUCGCUGACUAUGAGGCAACUACAUUCUCCAUUUUCUACAAUAAUACAUUAUUCCUGGUUUUGGUGAUUGUUGCUUCUUUCUUUCUUCUGAAGAACUUCAACCCCACGGUAAAUUACAUUUUAUCUAUAAGUGCUGCCUCUGGACUUAUUGCUCUGCUUUCUACAGGAUCAAAAUAAAUGGACAAAGUUAUUUCAAAGACAUUCAUAAAAAAGGGUUGUUUUCUUUUUUUUUUUUAACAAACUAUGUAAAAUAAA
Molecule: messenger RNA, 777 nt
Organism: Xenopus tropicalis (tropical clawed frog)
Lineage: Eukaryota; Metazoa; Chordata; Amphibia; Anura; Pipidae
Gene: ssr3
Product: signal sequence receptor, gamma (translocon-associated protein gamma)
Biological process (GO): SRP-dependent cotranslational protein targeting to membrane
Cellular component (GO): membrane; endoplasmic reticulum membrane
Source: RefSeq, marked provisional